Messenger RNA from Alternaria arborescens, 879 nucleotides. RefSeq names its product L-xylulose reductase. The record is from RefSeq and is a predicted model, not a curated record. Gene Ontology annotation, molecular function: oxidoreductase activity, acting on NAD(P)H, oxygen as acceptor. NCBI's taxonomy places the organism in Eukaryota, Fungi, Ascomycota, Dothideomycetes, Pleosporales, Pleosporaceae. Gene Ontology annotation, cellular component: intracellular anatomical structure. The transcript is spliced from 4 exons. Bases 1 to 879 code for a protein of 292 amino acids.
AUGUCUGAAGGCAUCAAGAACGGAGUGUUUCAACGCAACAACACAAAACCCCCAGCGGACAGCCCGGCUAUGCAGUUGUUUUCCUUGGCUGGUAAAACCGCAAUUAUAUCUGGCGCAGGUCAGGGGAUUGGCUUAACAGUAGCCAAGACUUUUGCGGAAGCGGGUGCAAAUGUGGCGAUUUGGUACAACAGCAACAGCAUGGCUAUUGAAGAGGCCGACAACAUCGAAAAAGUCUUCAAGGUCAAGUGCAAAGCAUAUAAAGUCGACGUCACCUCAUACGACGAAGUGAAGGUGGCGAUGGAAAACGCUAUCAAAGAACUCAAUGGGCGCCUUGACAUCUUCGUGGCAAAUUCUGGCGUUUCCUGGGGGGAUGAGUCGUUUAUCGACUCGAACAUUGCGAGAUACCUUGAAGUCAUGGACAUCAACACCAAUGGAUUUGUCUACUGCGCCCAUGUUGCUGGGAGUCACUUCCGCAGACAGAAGCAAGAGGGAACUACAUUGCAUGGGACUGAGCUCGAAAAUUUUGAAACCGGCAGCUUUAUUGCAACAGCGAGCAUGUCUGGCCACAUCGUCAACAUUCCUCGACAUCAAGCAACGUACAAUGCAUCUAAGGCCGCCGUCAUUCAUAUGUGCAAAUCACUCGCGAUUGAAUGGCUAAACUUCGCUCGUGUGAACACUGUAUCUCCUGGGUUCAUAGAAACUACUAUAGCCGGACCGAUCGCAGAUGAUGUCAUGAGCGCGAUCAUGGACAAAGUGCCUAUGGGACGCUUCGGGAAAACAGUAGAGCUCAAGGGAGUAUAUCUUUUGCUUGCGUCGGACGCUUCCUCAUACAUGACGGGAACAGAUAUUCUUGUCGAUGGUGGUUAUACCGCAACAUAA